AUGGGAUACAGCAGCAAAAGGCAAAUUUCAUGCAGUCAACAUGUCCCCAUGAGACUUCCCUCACAUUGUUGGCUGUGUACAAAACCUAAGCUUUUCCAUCUUCAAUGCAAAAAAUUUAGAAAUGAACCUUCCUGGGGAGAAGAUACCCCACCAACUAGGCUUGUGUUAUCCUUGUGAAUAUUCUUAAGGAAUGACAUAGCAGGAGGUGAGAACUUUCUCCUGUUAUCUUAAUUGUCCGCUAAUGGCAAAGCAUAAUUACAGUUACUUAAGUGCCAACUUUAUCAAGGUUUUCACUAAAACCUUCAGCCACAGCGCUUUCCUUGACUGACCCAGCUUUUAUUUAUCCGGUUGCUUUACUAUCAUUUGAAAGAAAACUGCCCCCCAAUAAAAACAAGCGAACAAAAAGCCUAAUCCCCAACCAUGUUAAAUUUCUUUGUUAUUUUAGUUGGAGAGUUAAGGCACUUGUGACUCCAAAAAAGUCGAAGAAAUUGUGAAUGGCAUCAUUAAUUGAAAAUUUAGCCUUCCUACAUUCAAAAAGCAGGGCUUUGCGGGAGUUUUGCAAUAGUUCGCUUCACGGCUUGGGGAAGUCAAUUCGCUGCUCAACCAGAAGAUGGUCUUCUUAAAGACUGUCCUGUAUUUGGAAUGGAAACUUAGCCAUUGUACCUUUCCCCCAAUGCACCCACAUGAGAAGCCCGAAAGCCACCCAUCGGUCUCUGGAUCUCCUCGCUGCCUUUGUCCCUUCUAGACGUGGAGGCUUGGAGAGGAGGUUUAGUUUCCAAGGAUUGGAGCGUUUGAAGGGCGGGGCCAUCUCCAAGUCCAUCUCUCCUUUUUGUCCUCUUCUCCUGGGACGGGAGGGAGGAGCCAGGUCCCCCCGCGGCCGGUUCGGGAGCUCUCUGUUUCGGUCGCUGGAGGUUCCUAAUGUGAGAAGGUAGGCCCAGAUCAUGGAGGUGCUACAGUGCGAUGGCUGUGACUUCAGAGCCCCGUCUUACGAAGAUCUCAAGGCGCACAUUCAGGAUGUCCACACGGCAUUUCUGCAGCCAACUGAUGUUGCUGAAGACAAUGCUAAUGAGCCACGAUCCGGGUCCAUGAAUGCCAGUAAUCAGACAGAGGUGGAGUAUUCUUCUAUAAAGGACGAAUUUGCGAUCGCAGAGGAUCUAUCAGGUCAAAAUGCAACUGCGUUGGGGACUGGAAGCUACUAUGGCCACAGUCCAGGAUAUUACGGUCAGCAUAUUGCCCCUAAUCCCAAACCAACAAACAAGUUUUUUCAAUGCAAGUUCUGCGUACGCUACUUUAGGUCAAAAAACCUCCUCAUCGAACACACAAGGAAGGUCCACGGAGCUCAAGCUGAAGGAAGUUCGGCGGGCCCCCCUGUUCCAGGAUCCUUAAAUUAUAAUAUUAUGAUGCAUGAGGGAUUUGGAAAGGUCUUCUCUUGCCAGUUUUGCACAUACAAGUCACCGAGGAGGGCAAGAAUAAUUAAGCAUCAGAAGAUGUAUCACAAAAACAAUUUGAAGGAGACCACUGCUCCCCUCCCUGCCCCUGCUCCAAUACCAGACCCCGUGGUCCCACCCGUGUCCCUGCAGGACCCCUGCAAGGAACUGCCAGCAGAGGUCGUGGAGCGCAGCAUCCUAGAGUCCAUGGUCAAGCCUUUGACCAAGUCUCGAGGCAACUUUUGCUGUGAGUGGUGCAGCUACCAGACCCCCCGCCGAGAACGCUGGUGUGACCACAUGAUGAAGAAGCAUCGCAGCAUGGUCAAGAUCCUUUCCAGCCUCCGACAGCAGCAAGAAGGGACUAACCUCCCUGAUGUGCAGAACAAAAGCGCCCCCAGCCCUACUUCCAAUUCCACCUAUCUGUCCAUGAAUGCUGCAAGCCGGGAGCUGCCCAGCGCUAACGUCUCCAACUUCCGGGGCUCCAUCAGUAACUCCAUCAUGAGACCCAAUUCUUCGUCCGCUUCCAAGUUUCCACCCGUGUCUUACCCUCAGAUGAAGCCGAAGUCCCCUCACAACUCUGGCCUCGUUAACUUGGCGGAGAGAUCGCGUUAUGGAAUGGCUGACAUGACCAAUUCCUCUGCUGACCUGGAAACUAACAGCAUGCUGAAUGACUCCAGUUCUGAUGAAGAGCUGAAUGAGCUAGACAGCGAGAAUGGCUUGAAUGCUAUGGAUCACCAGACAUCGGGCUUGUCUGCAGAGCAGCUGAUGGGCUCAGACGGCAACAAGUUGUUGGAGACCAAGGGCAUUCCGUUUAGAAGGUUCAUGAAUAGGUUCCAGUGCCCCUUUUGUCCUUUCCUCACUAUGCAUCGACGUAGCAUCUCCCGCCACAUAGAAAACAUCCACUUGUCCGGAAAGACCGCUGUCUACAAAUGUGACGAAUGUCCGUUUACUUGCAAAAGCUCGUUAAAGCUCGGGGCUCACAAACAGUGUCACACGGGUACAGCGUCAGAUUGGGAUGCUGUGAAUUCCCAGAGCGAAAGCCUCGCUUCUCCACUGACCGAAGGGGUCGUGUCUUACGAGAGCUCAAGCAUCAAUGGCAGAAAGUCAGGAGUCCUGCUGGAUCCCUUGCAGCAGCAACAGCCCCCGCCGCCACCGCCGCCCCCGCCGCCACCGCCGCCACCGCCGUCUCAGCCGCCGCAGCUACAGCCCCCCCACCAGGUGCCACCACAGCCGCAGCCCCAGCCCCCGCCGACGCAGCAGCCCCCACCGCCCGUGCAAGCCCCACCCCUGCACCCUUACAAAUGCACCAUGUGUAAUUACUCCACCACGACUCUGAAAGGGCUACGGGUCCAUCAGCAGCACAAACACUCGUUCUGCGACAACUUGCCAAAAUUUGAGGGGCAGCCCUCAAGCCUGCCGUUGGAGAGUGAGACAGACAGCCACCCCUCUUCCAGCAACACUGUGAAGAAAAGUCAGACCUCAAUUCUUGGGUUGUCCUCCAAGAACAAUUUUGUAGCCAAGGCCUCCAGGAAGCUCGCUAAUGACUUUCCCCUCGAUUUAUCGCCCGUGAAGAAGAGAACGAGGAUCGACGAGAUAGCAAGCAACCUGCAGAGCAAAAUCAACCAAACAAAACAGCAGGAGGAUGCAGUGAUCAAUGUGGAGGACGACGAGGAGGAAGAGGAAGACAAUGAAGUGGAGAUAGAGGUUGAGUUGGACAGGGAGGAAGAGCCGACGGAGCCGGUCAUGGAGGUGUCCGCAUCCUUCUCGGCCCAACAGAUUUGGGCGAGAGAUGCCGGGGAGCCCCAGAAGGAGCCCAGCUUCAGAAGCGUCGCCCACGACUACAACGCCACCAACGGGGCUGAGAUUGAGCUCACCCUUUCUGAAGACGAAGAGGACUAUUACGGCUCCUCGACAAACCUGAAGGAUCACCAGGUUUCCAGUACCGCUCUGCUGAACACCCAGACUCCCAUCUAUGGAACUGAGCACAAUAACGAGAACACAGACUUUGGUGACUCCGGAAGGCUUUACUAUUGCAAACACUGUGACUUUAACAACAAAUCUGCCCGGAGUGUCAGCACCCACUACCAGCGGAUGCACCCGUACAUCAAGUUCAGCUUUAGGUACAUCUUGGACCCCAAUGAUCACAGUGCCGUGUACAGGUGCCUGGAAUGCUACAUUGACUACACCAACUUUGAAGACCUGCAGCAGCAUUACGGCGAACACCACCCAGAAGCCAUGAACGUACUCAACUUUGACCAUUCGGACCUGAUCUACCGGUGUCGGUUUUGUUCCUACACGAGCCCGAACGUCCGAAGCCUGAUGCCACAUUACCAAAGAAUGCAUCCCACGGUCAAGAUUAACAACGCGAUGAUAUUUUCCAGCUAUGUCGUGGAGCAGCAGGAAGGGCUGAAUACGGAAUCCCAGACACUGAGGGAGAUUCUGAAUUCAGCCCCCAAGAGCAUGGCGACUUCCACUCCCGUGGCUCGCGGGGGCGGUCUGCCAGCUACGUUUAAUAAAAACACUCCUUCAAAGACCUUUACUCCAGAAUGUGAAAAUCAGAAGGACCCCUCAGUUAACACUGUUGUCGUUUACGAUUGUGACGUUUGCUCGUUCGCAAGCCCCAACAUGCAUUCUGUCUUGGUUCAUUAUCAGAAGAAACACCCGGAAGAAAAGGCUUCCUACUUUAGGAUCCAGAAAACCAUGCGAAUGGUGUCUGUGGACAGGGGCUCUGCCCUUUCUCAGUUAUCAUUUGAGGUGGGUGCUCCAAUGUCUCCCAAAAUGUCCAACAUGGGUUCCCCACCCCCCCCACAACCCCCGCCACCAGACCUCAGUACUGAGCUUUACUACUGCAAACACUGUUCCUACAGCAAUCGGUCAGUUGUGGGAGUGCUUGUCCACUACCAGAAAAGACACCCAGAAAUAAAGGUCACUGCCAAAUAUAUCAGACAGGCUCCUCCCACAGCUGCAAUGAUGAGAGGGUCCGAGGGGCCCCAAGGCUCCCCUCGGCCACCCGCCCCCAUGCAACAGCUGAACCGUGGCAGCUCUGAGCGAGACGGCCCUCCUGUGGAGAAUGAGAUGUUCUUUUGCCAGCACUGUGAUUAUGGGAACCGGACGGUCAAAGGUGUCCUCAUUCACUAUCAGAAGAAGCACCGAGACUUCAAGGCCAAUGCAGAUGUGAUCCGGCAGCACACGGCCACCAUCCGAAGCCUCUGUGACCGGAACCAGAAGAAGCCUGCUGGCUGUGUGCUCGUCGCCCCCUCCAGCAUGGAGCGGGACAAAGCUAAACUGCGAGCGCUCAAGUGUAGGCAGUGCUCAUAUACCUCCCCCUACUUCUAUGCACUGAGGAAGCAUAUCAAGAAAGACCACCCUGCCCUGAAGGCCACAGUCACGUCCAUCAUGCGGUGGGCAUUUCUCGAUGGCUUGAUAGAAGCUGGCUACCACUGCGAGUGGUGCAUCUAUUCCCACACAGAGCCCAACGGUCUGCUCCUGCAUUACCAAAGGAGGCAUCCGGAGCAUUACGUUGACUACACUUACAUGGCUACCAAACUCUGGGCUGGGCCAGACCCGUCCCCUCCGUCUCUGACGAUGCCUGCGGAAGCGAAGACGUACAGAUGCAGAGACUGUGUCUUUGAAGCCGUGUCCAUCUGGGACAUCACCAAUCACUACCAGGCCUUCCACCCCUGGGCCAUGAACGGUGAUGAGUCGGUGCUGCUGGAUAUCAUCAAGGAGAAAGAUGCCAUUGAGAAUCCCCUCCCCGCCUCUGCCGAAGAGCUGGUGGGUCCUGUGAACUGUGAAAACAGUUUGCCCCCGCCACUCCCCGAGCAGGACGCCGAGUGCCCGGACGACGCGAGGCUUUCCCCAGAGAAAAGCAUCCAGCUGGCUUCGGCCAACCCGGCCAUAUCGUCCACCCCGUACCAGUGCACCGUGUGCCAGUCUGAGUAUAACAACCUGCACGGCCUUCUUACACACUACGGGAAGAAGCACCCUGGCAUGAAGGUGAAGGCGGCCGACUUCGCCCAGGACAUCGACAUUAACCCAGGCGCCGUCUACAAAUGCCGGCAUUGCCCGUACAUCAACACCCGCAUCCACGGCGUCCUGACCCACUACCAGAAGCGACACCCGGCCAUCAAGGUGACCGCCGAGGACUUUGUGCACGACGUGGAGCAGUCGGCCGACAUAGCCCAGAACGACGUGGAGGAGACGAGCAGGAUCUUCAAGCAAGGCUAUGGCGCCUACCGUUGCAAGCUGUGUCCAUACACGCACGGCACGCUGGAGAAGCUCAAAAUCCACUACGAGAAGUAUCACAAUCAGCCCGAAUUCGAUGUCUUUUCCCCGUCACCCCCGAAGCUGCCGGUCUCCCUCGAGCCCGAGAUGACCACCGACGGGAGCCCCUCCCAGGUCUCUGUUACCGAGGAGGAGGUGGGAGAGGAGCCCGUGUCCACGUCUCACUUCUCUACCUCACACCUGGUCUCCCACACGGUGUUCCGGUGCCAGCUCUGCAAGUACUUCUGCUCCACGAGGAAGGGCAUCGCCAGGCACUACCGCAUCAAGCACAACAACGUGCGUGCCCAGCCAGAGGGCAAGAACAACCUCUUCAAGUGCGCCCUGUGCGCCUACACCAACCCCAUCCGCAAAGGGCUGGCGGCCCACUACCAGAAGCGCCACGACAUCGACGCGUACUACACGCACUGCCUGGCCGCCUCCCGGACCAUCAGCGACAAGCCCAACAAGGUGAUCAUCCCGUCCCCGCCCAAGGACGACUCCCCGCAGCUCAGCGAGGAGCUCCGGCGGGCCGUUGAGAAGAAGAAGUGCUCACUGUGCUCCUUCCAGUCCUUCAGCAAGAAGGGCAUCGUGUCCCACUACAUGAAGCGCCACCCGGGGGUGUUCCCGAAGAAGCAGCACGCCAGCAAGCUGGGUGGCUACUUCACGGCCGUCUACGCAGACGAGCAUGAGAAGCCGGUGCUGAUGGAAGAGGAGGAGAGAGGCAGCUUCGAGAAAGCCGCCGAGGUGGAGGGAAGCGAAGCCCCGGAGAUGGAGUGGCUCCCGUUCCGCUGCAUCAAGUGCUUCAAGCUGUCCUUCAGCACGGCCGAGCUGCUGUGCAUGCACUACACUGACCACCACAGCCGGGACCUGAAGAGGGACUUCGUCAUUCUGGGUGGCGGCCCCCGCUUGCCGAACCCCGCCUACCAGUGUAAGCACUGUGAUAGCAAACUGCAAAGCACGGCGGAGCUGACCUCACACUUGAACAUUCACAAUGAGGAAUUCCAGAAGCGUGCCAAACGUCAGGAGAGGAGGAAACAGCUUUUGAGCAAGCAGAAAUAUGCAGAUGGUGCUUUUGCAGAUUUCAAACAAGAGAGGCCUUUUGGUCACUUAGAAGAGGUGCCAAAGAUCAAGGAGAGGAAGGUGGUGGGCUACAAGUGUAAAUUCUGUGUGGAAGUGCACCCGACGCUCCGAGCCAUCUGCAACCACCUGCGAAAGCACGUCCAGUACGGCAGCGUCCCGGCGGUGUCCGCCGCCGUGAAGCAGGAGGCCGAAGACCCUUCCCACUUGUUCCUGGAUGGACUGGAAGCAGCCAAAGAUGCCAGUGGCGCCCUGGUGGACCGGGUGGAUGGUGAACACUGCUUGCUUGAUGGAAUGUUGGAGGAUGAAACCCGGCCGGGGGGAUACCAUUGUAGUCAAUGUGACAGAGUCCUGAUGUCCAUGCAGGGGCUGCGUUCUCAUGAGAGGAGCCAUCUGGCCCUGGCCAUGUUUACCCGCGAGGACAAGUACGGCUGCCAGUAUUGCUCCUUUGUUUCUGCUUUCAGGCACAACUUGGAUCGCCAUAUGCAAACCCACCAUGGACACCAUAAACCAUUCCGGUGCAAACUCUGCUCCUUCAAGUCCUCCUAUAACAGCCGGCUGAAAACACAUAUACUCAAGGCUCACGCUGGUGAACAUGCCUACAAGUGUUCUUGGUGCUCCUUUUCCACCAUGACAAUCAGCCAGUUGAAGGAACACUCCCUCAAGGUCCACGGAAAAGCCCUGACCCUCCCCAGGCCACGGAUUGUCAGUCUGCUCUCCUCACACGCUCACCACUCCUCCCAGAAAGCUACCCCAGCCGAAGAAGUGGAAGACUCUAAUGACUCCUCCUACUCAGAACCUCCAGAUGUUCAGCAGCAGUUGAACCACUAUCAGUCGGCCGCGCUGGCGAGGAACAACAGCCGAGUCAGCCCCGUGCCCCUCUCUGGGGCCGCCGGGGGUGCCGAGCAGAAAACCGAGGCUGUUCUGCACUGCGAAUUCUGUGAAUUCUCCUCUGGCUACAUCCAGAGCAUCAGACGCCAUUACAGGGACAAGCAUGGCGGGAAGAAGCUCUUCAAGUGCAAAGACUGCUCCUUUUACACAGGCUUUAAAUCUGCUUUUACUAUGCACGUGGAAGCCGGGCAUUCGGCGGUUCCCGAGGAGGGCCCCAAAGAUCUUCGCUGUCCUCUCUGCCUCUAUCACACCAAAUACAAACGCAACAUGAUUGACCACAUCGUGCUGCACCGAGAAGAGCGAGUUGUCCCCAUCGAAGUGUGCCGUUCCAAACUGUCCAAAUACUUGCAGGGAGUAGUUUUCCGCUGCGAUAAGUGUACCUUCACCUGCUCCAGUGACGAGAGCCUCCAGCAGCACAUAGAAAAGCACAAUGAACUAAAACCUUACAAAUGCCAGCUCUGCUAUUACGAAGCCAAGCACACGGAGGAACUGGACAGCCACCUUCGGGACGAGCAUAAGGUGAGCCGUAAUUUUGAGCUGGUUGGACGGGUUAACUUGGAUCAGCUGGAACAGAUGAAGGAAAAGAUGGAGAGCUCCAGCAGUGAGGACGACGACAAGGAAGAAGAAAUGAACAGCAAGGCUGAUGACAGAGAUCUGAUGAGAUUUUCCGACCGUGGCGCUGCUAUUAACACCGAGAAGCGUUUUCCAUGUGAAUUUUGUGGAAGGGCGUUUUCACAGGGCUCUGAGUGGGAAAGGCACGUGCUGAGACACGGCAUGGCAUUGAAUGACACCAAGCAGGUGAGCAGAGAAGAAAUCCACCUGAAAGAGAGUGUGGAGGACAGUAUUAAGAUGCCCUCUAUAGAGGAAAAGGAAGAUGACGAGGCAAUCGGGAUAGACUUUUCCCUAAAGAAUGAAACAGUAGCCAUCUGUGUAGUAGCUGCUGACAAAUCUCUCCUGGAGAAUGCAGAGGCCAAAAAUGAAUAAGCGUUUGGUGAAAUUCUUAAUCAAACCGUACUUGAACCGUGAUGAGAAAGUGGGAGGGCCAGCUUGGGCUGAGAAGGGGGGGGGGGGACAGAAAAGAAGACAGAACAAAGCUGCUUUUUAGGACUGAACAAUCUAUUUUCAAAGCACUGGUACCUGUGUGAGUGAGUAUGUAAAUUAAAGUUAUUUAAAUGGUUGGAAUAUGUGGCUCCUUUUCCAUCACUACACCUUUCCUUCCGGAUCUUCAUCAUGGAAGCGUCAUUUGUUUUGGAAUAUGGAAGCACCUCCCGUGCGCACGGUGUGCUCCGUGGCGGUCUUUGGACAGGAUGCAGAAACAGAAGCUCCAUGACAGUAGAAGACUUCUCUUAGGGGAACAACUUUUUGACGCACAUCUUUUGGUGCGUUUUUCUAGUUUUAAUACCUUAAGCUUUUUCAAGACCUAACUGCAGCCGCUUUGGGAAAAAACAAACAAACAAAAACCACAA
Molecule: messenger RNA, 9124 nt
Organism: Zalophus californianus (California sea lion)
Lineage: Eukaryota; Metazoa; Chordata; Mammalia; Carnivora; Otariidae
Gene: ZNF462
Product: zinc finger protein 462
Exons: 13
Coding region: 942-8642 (2566 amino acids)
Biological process (GO): regulation of gene expression
Cellular component (GO): nucleus
Source: RefSeq, a predicted model, not a curated record